This is a messenger RNA of Hippocampus zosterae (dwarf seahorse), 3919 nucleotides long. It is a transcript of the gene usta, whose product is annotated as uronyl 2-sulfotransferase a. Gene Ontology annotation, molecular function: sulfotransferase activity. The transcript is spliced from 8 exons. Gene Ontology annotation, cellular component: membrane. The record is from RefSeq and is a predicted model, not a curated record. Bases 463 to 1686 code for a protein of 407 amino acids. NCBI's taxonomy places the organism in Eukaryota, Metazoa, Chordata, Actinopteri, Syngnathiformes, Syngnathidae.
CCCCCAAAAAAAAGCGAAUACAGUACGUGAAUCCGCGCUUCUGUUGAGGUCCGCCUGUAUUUAAUGUUGGGUGAACCACUAGAUGGCGAUGUUUACCAGCCAUAAGUGCAAAUAAUGGAAGUUGGAACUUUUUGACUGUACGGUCCUCCCUCCUCCUCUCUCUUUCCACGUCCAGUAAUCUGACACCCUUCCAAAAAAAGGGGAAAAAAAGACUGAGAGCUGGCCUAGAAGAAGAAGGAUGGACUCCUGAAGCAGCCCGCAAAGAGCCGCGACAGGCGAGCCGAAUCGUGCACAGCGAAGGCAAGCCGAGCGAGGAGCCACCUCGAGCGGCCUGGAGCGCAGCAGAGGAGCCGGUGACGGUCGGGGGGAAUUUUUGUUCCCCCUCCUCCUCUCCUCCUUCAAAGUAGGACUUUCCGAUGGUUCUCCAAUGGGUGACUUUGCACGGCGCCUCGUGAGGAGCAGAUGAUGAAGAAUUACAGCGGCAGUCCGCCUCACAGCAACAGCCAGAGCCCCCAAUUCGCCCACUUCAGGGACCACCGCAACCACCACAAGUCUUCCUCGCUCGCCUCCAUUCCUUGGCGCCUGCCCCUCCGAGCGUAUGGAUUCUGCAUGGCGGCGCUCUUCGUCUUCUGCCUGUCGUCCCUCUUCUACCAGCUCAACGGAGGACCCCCCAGAGUACUGCUGGACAUUCGACAAUAUCUCGGGUCGUCGACAUACGAGGAUGACCACGGACCUCCUGUUGCAAGGGUGCUCCCGUUCCCAAGUCAGGUGGUGUACAACCGCGUGGGCAAAUGUGGCAGCCGCACAGUCGUCAUCCUUCUGCGCUUGCUGGCCGAGAAGCAUCGGUUCAACUUGAUCUCAUCGGACAUCCACAACAAAACGCGACUCACCAAACAUGAGCAGGUGGAUCUAAUGAAGAACAUCAGUAAUAUCCCUCAGCCGUUCCUCUACACGCGUCAUGUUCACUUCCUCAACUUUACCAGGUUUAAGAUCGAGGAGCCCGUCUACAUCAACAUCAUCCGCGACCCCAUCAACCGCUUCCUGUCCAACUACUUCUUCCGUCGCUUCGGCGACUGGAGGGGCGAGCAGAACCACCUCAUCCGCACCCCCCAGAUGACCGACGACGAGCGAUAUCUGGACAUAAACGUGUGCAUUCUGGAGAAUUACCCGGAGUGCUCCAACCCCCGAGUCUUCUACAUCAUCCCAUACUUUUGCGGGCAGCAUCCGAAAUGCAGAGAGCCGGGUCCGUGGGCUUUAGAGCGGGCCAAACAGAAUGUACUGGAGAACUACUUGUUGGUGGGCAUCUUGGAGGAGCUGGAAGAUGUGUUGCUCCUGUUGGAGAGGCUCCUCCCACACUACUUUACGGGAGUGAUCAACAUCUAUAAAAGCCCCGAUCACAGGAAGAUGGGCAACAUGACGGGCACGGUACGCAAACACACGCCCACUCUGGAGGCGCUGCAGGUGCUCUACCAUCGUAUGCGCUACGAAUACGAAUUCUACAACUUCAUCCGGGACCAGUUCCACCUGACCAAGAAGAAAAUCGGCCUCAAGUCGGAAUCCCAGCCGCCCGCCUACACGCCCGACUUCCUGCGGGAACUCGAGCUCCGGACCCCUGAGCCUCUGGAUGAGGAUGAAGAGCUGGACACUGAUCUGGAGGACGCAAACAACUGGCUCAUCCAUCAAUAAAAACUAUCCGUUGUAUUUUUUAUUUUUUUUUGAAGCAGUAUGACACUAGCUUCCUCCCUCCACGGCAAUGACGGCCUGAGGGUGAUGACAGUUGCCUCAUCGAGGAUGAGAUGCGUUUCGAUACAAGACUUGUGGACAGGACUCGGCACUGGCGACGAGUCGGACGGGAAAGGAUGAGAUUAUUUAAAAAUUGACUGAGGAUCAUGAGGAAUAAGGCUUAACUCCAUUCUACAUGAAGCGCAGCUUUCCUUUUUUUUGUUUUUUUUUUUGUGCUUGUCUUCACGGCUUGUUCUUCAACACAGAAGCGGUUCUUGCUGUAUUCUCCAGGCGAGAUGAAGCACCGGAAUGUGGACUGGGGCCUGGGAAGAUAGGAAGGUACGUUAUGCCAAGAGUUGACGUCUGUGUUUUCAUGAUACAUGGAAAAAAGAUAAGAAGCCAAACAUCAAUGAAUAUUCAGAACUUUUUAUCAGUAGUAUACAGUCUGUGUAUCAGUGCCAAACGUCGCCAAGACAGGACGCUGGUGAGAAGCGCGUUUUCCCUGAGGAGCAUUUGGUUCCGUUCAGUGUGGUACGAUUUUUCCCGCAGUGCGAUGCCUGAAGCUCAUUUGAACACAGAGGAGUAUGUCGAUUGUUUCGCCAAUCAAACCGCACAACACAAAAUAAUCGCUUGUUGACUUUGAAUUGAAGAGAAAGAAAAUGCUCAUGUUGAGCCUGAUCCUGUGAUCGUAAAUAUUGAACGGGUUUAACAUUUAACGAUUCUCAGCUUCGGCCAUUUUCAGAGUAUAUUGGGGUUGGAAAAAUCACAGGAUAGUCGCUAAAGAUAAUCUCACGUGGGGGCAUCCGACAAUCGAGCCAUUGCUGACUUUUAUCGCGAAAGAAGAAAAAUACGCGGCGGGUGCUAAUCAAGCUCUAUACCAGUCCAAACCUGAUCCAACCGAAACCGAACUGUACCACUUGUUGGAAACGUGGCUACGAGUGAUUUGUGCGUUUUUGUUCCAAGAUAUUAUUCUUGUUCCGAAAGGUAUAAAUGAGGGUUAAACCGUCUGCACUCCUUUAUGAAUUCAAAGAAUUCCAGCAAAGUGCGCAAGUAUGACUGAGUUUGACCUAAAUAGCUGAAAACAGAGAUUUAUAGUUUGCUUUGACUUUAUUGGGACUUGAAGUUGGCCAGAGUUAUUUGUUGCAAAUAAAAGAUUGUCUCAUUGAUACAAGUAAUUCCACUGCUAAAAGAAAUAAAAUUGGGAAAUAACGAUAGUGAUCCCUAUGAGAAAAAAGGUCCACACCCCGACACUUUCAACACAUUUAAACUUAAAAACACACUUCAACCGACAGUAUUAAAACACACUUUUCAAAAGUAUUUCUUCAGCGCCUCUCUUGCUUUCACUAAAUGGGAGACUAUUGUAGAACAUCACUUUGAAGAAACAAAAAGAAGACUUUGCUCGCAAUUCUCCACAUAAGAGGCAAAACACUUCAGACUGUUUUGCUUGUUGGUUUGUCACGGUCAGUUGAAGUGAACUGUAAAAAUAAUUUCGCCGAACACUUCCGUUAGCUCAAUGCUAACACAAUGCAAAAUGCUGUAGACGUCGACAUGAUAUCGGUAUUUUAAACAGUCAUACAAUUGUUACUUUAACACACACGUACAUGUGAUGAAUACAAUAAUAUUAACAGGUUUAUAAUCUCAGUUUACGACAUAAGCGGCUAUUAUUUGAUGAUAAUUGCGCUGUCUCUCUUCCGGUCGAAUUCAGUGUUGCCAGGCAGAUUGUAGCACACUACACUGAUGGCACCAGACUCUAAAUUUCGCCGCCAGAGAGUUUAUAAAAAGUCUAAACUAACAGAAUUAUUUGUAUAUCCGAAAUGUUUAUAAGUAAAGCAGUGCCUGUAUACUGUAAAAAAAAUACUUUGCUUUAAAACCAUCGGAAUAUAGCGACUUCCACCAGCAGCGAAAUGACGUAUUCCUUCUCGUAUACGAUAACCUUACUCGGUCCUCUCCCAAAGUUGUCCUGCUUUGUGUUCACCUUUCUUUUAAUUUAUUAUUCUUAUUUUUCCUCUUCAUUUCUAUGCACUCCGCAUCAGUUUCUCAGGAAGGAAAGACAAAACUGUUGUUUUAAUAAUUGUAUUGUUUUCAAAAAACGGCGGCUAUGGAAAAAAAAAUCCUGGCAUUCCAUGGGAAGCCUUUGGAUGAGUUGGUGUCAGAAAAAAAAUUACACUCUUCCAAAAUAAACUUCCUCAGAAUUAAA